Molecule: messenger RNA, 1435 nt
Organism: Ylistrum balloti
Lineage: Eukaryota; Metazoa; Mollusca; Bivalvia; Pectinida; Pectinidae
Product: proteasome inhibitor PI31 subunit-like
Exons: 7
Coding region: 135-995 (286 amino acids)
Biological process (GO): proteasome-mediated ubiquitin-dependent protein catabolic process
Molecular function (GO): endopeptidase inhibitor activity; proteasome binding
Source: RefSeq, a predicted model, not a curated record
AAAAACUGAUAUGCAAAAAAAACACGUAAGUCUCAUUUCCCCCUCUUUUAAUCUGAGGAAAACUUAUAAAAGACAAAAUUCUGCGACAUCUCAUAAGGGCUAAUUUAGAGAGUAUCAUACGAAAAGAAACUGUCAUGGCUGCCCCCGGACAGGAGCUACUGUUUUGCAGCGUCAGAGAUCAGUUGAAGUCGUCUCAAGAUGCAAUCAUUACCACACUUCACUGGAGUCUCGUGUCUAAUGGAUACAAAUGUAUUGGACUUGGCGAAACGACAUCAGACAAAGACAGUCAAACAGAGUUACUGCCUUCUGGAUGGAACGAGAAUCAGGACCUUUACACAAUGAGGUACCGACGAGAGGGUGAGCCGUCAACGGUAUACAUGCUCAAGGUCAUCAGGAUCGACAGUGACCUGCUUGUUAAUUUCAUGAAUGUUGGUAAGGAAAGUGUUGUGAACUUAAACAUCAGAACUAGAGACUUUACCACUGGAGUUCUGGCCUCAUUUUGUAGUGCAUUCCAAAACCUGGAUGUCCUUUGUUCACAAUUCAAGAGGGAGAUUCUUGAUGCAGUGUUGAAAGGUGAUAAAAAAUGUGUGUCCACAAGUCAAGCUGACACCUCAAAAUCAUCACAGGAAAGAAAGUCACAGGAAAGGGAAAGGUCAUACAUGGAGGAUUAUGACCCAUUGCAAAUACCACCCCGACACCCUCACAUGCCACAAAGGCCACCAGACUGGUCAGAUGCUGACGACCCUUUCUCAAUCGGAAGAGCAGAUCUUGACCCCUUGGGAAGAGGAGGUGGUAUGCGAUUUGACCCAUUUCGAGGAAACCGUCCUGGAAUGAGACCCGACCCAAACGCUGGAUUACCUCACCCACUUCCUCCGGGAGCUGUACCACCAGGAGCCAGGUUUGACCCUUUUGGACCCCCAGGAGGGCCUGGACAGAGACCAGGGCCUGAUCCUGACCAUGAACUACCACCUGGUUAUGGUGAUAUGUUUAUGUAACAAACAAGAUCCUUCUUCUCCGACACAGCCAUUGACGAUACCAAGAUUGCGAAACUGUUGUUAUUGAGACAAAUCUGGGGAUUGUUAUAGCUGUUAUAUACCUGGAAACUCUUAGACACCAAUUAAAACUUUCCAAAGAGUGUGAUAUGGAUAUUGUUUAAAGAUAUCUGAAGAAUAUAUGUUCUACACUCAGUUAAAAGAUUUCUUAAAAGUGUGAAAUAGAUGUCAUAUGUAGAUUGUGAAAUUUACAUGUGCUACACUUGAUUUAAAGAUUUCUAAGGAAUUGUGACAUUAAUAUUUUUUUUAAAAAGUACCUGAAGACUACAUGUUCUACACACAGUUAAAAGAUUUCUAAGGAAUUGUGAAAUGGAUUUAGAGAUUUAGAGAGAGACACACAGAGAGACAGAGAGAGGAGAGAGAGAGAGAGAGAGGGAGACAGG